AUGCUGCGUGUGGAUUUGGAAGACUUUGAAGGGAAUACAGCUUAUGCCGAGUAUAAAAUUUUUGGUGUUAUGAGCGAGAAAGACAAGUAUAAGCUGAUCCUUGGUUCUUAUUCAGGUAGAACCGUCAUUUCGUCGCUUUUAUUCUAUUCUAGGAGGGGGGAGGGGGGGGGAGGGAGAGGAGGAGAGUGCUGAGUAAUGUAAAUAUGCUUAACGUUUUUUACAUCAAUAGCUUUGGAAAACGAAAAAAGGGCAUAACCUCAGCUCAUCGAUAUGCAAUCUUGGACAGCGCAUACCGGACGUUGAUUGGUGCAAAUGUAUUCACCGGUGGAAUGCGCAGUUAACCUGACGAAGCACUACAACUCUGAUGCUUGCCUCAGCAAACAUAUUUAUUGGCAUAAUCAUAUUUAAUGAUUCAAUCCCUAGAAUCUUCGGCAUGAAUCAUAGAUAUUACUAAAAAUACUUUUACUCCAUAUCAUUAUUGUUUGAUUAUACUUAUCCGAUAUUUCAAGAUUUCUCUUGAAUUACGAACUGCUCAUUGUUAGUCAAACGUAAUACUCAUAGUGCGGCUGGUUUUGUCAGGAAAUUCUGGUGACUCUCUUGCUUUCCAUCGCGGUAUGCCGUUUACCACUAAAGAUCAAGAUAGUAACAAUAAUGGAGGUGAAAACUGCGCCAUUAAGUUCAAAGGAGCCUGGUGGUACAAGGAUUGUCACCACUCAAUGGUUUAUAUCUUCGUGGCAGUCACUCCUCAGAGGCUGAUGGAGUGAACUGGAUUCACUGGAAAGGAUAUCAUUACUCUUUAAUGAGAACCGAGAUGAAAAUAAGACCAGGGGAUUUCUGAACUGUCAUGUUUAUGGCACAGUAAUGAUACAGUACCAACUUUAAAAAAAACAGCAGUGUCUCGAUUGAGUCUAUUCAGCAUUAAGUAGUCAUUCUAAAGUUAGAGCUUAGCGAAAUGUUGUUCAGGUUUUUCUUGCUUGAUCUUCUUUGCGUGUUUUUAAAAUAGGAAUAGUUGAUUCUAUAGAAUCGGCUAGUUAACCAAUGAUGAUAACAAUCAUAAUAGUAAUAAUGACUCAAUCUAUAUCGCGGUACGUGCAAAAAGCUGCUUAUCAUAGUUGUAAAUUGACAGUUAAUCAUAAGUAGGUCUGAAAAAAUGCGUCUUUAAUCUUUUCUCAAAAAACAGAAACUAAUGGACUCAAUUUAAGGUUUAUAGAUGAAACACUCUAUAGCCCGAGGGCAGCGGCUGAAAAUACCAUGUCUCCAUAAAAUUUUAGGUUGGUCUGAGGUAUUCACAAGAGUUAUCCUCGAAUCUCAAUGGCUUGUAUCAACAUGGCCAUCGCGCCUCCUUACCUCCCAUCUCGGCUAUACAAGUUUUGAUUCUUUAAAUUUUUGACUAGUAUUUUCACUUGACGGAACACGAAGCGAUCACACAACCUUCAUUUUUUCUAGGUAUAGAGAAGAAUAAACCCAGUCGCUAAUUCAGUUCUUGUUCCCUUUGAUUUCUAUAACGAAACCCCAAGCAAUUACCCAAUGUUUUGACUCUGAAGAACGCUAUCAGAAAAACAAAUAUUUCAAGUUCUAGUGUGCACUGGAAUGCAGUAACGUAAUGUUGAUGAUUAUAAAAUGCUUCAUAUAUUGCUUUUAUUUGUAUUUUAUUAGCUUUAGUUAAAGUAAAUACCUUGCACUGUUAUUGAUAAUCAUAUUGAACUUUUAAUUGUAAGAACACAUUGUCACGCCCCAGGUCCAUUUUGUAGAUAGGGCUCAUCAGGUGAUUGUGUUACAAACUGAGUUUGUAGAAAUAAUAAUUGUAAGGAUAAGUAGGCGAACUCUCUUUUACUUUAUUCCCCCCUAGCCUCAGAGCCAUUUUAGAAUUUUGAUGUAUUGAAAGUGGCCCUUUGGAUCGCUUGUGAUCAUUGGUUUGCAAGCUAAAAGGGGACUCCUUACAGCUUUAUUUACUGAUAAAUAA
This is a messenger RNA of Pocillopora meandrina, 1963 nucleotides long. Lineage: Eukaryota; Metazoa; Cnidaria; Anthozoa; Scleractinia; Pocilloporidae. The record is from the annotation of a GenBank genome assembly.